Procambarus clarkii (red swamp crayfish) is the source of this 5321-nucleotide messenger RNA. Its product is annotated as cilia- and flagella-associated protein 97. Lineage: Eukaryota; Metazoa; Arthropoda; Malacostraca; Decapoda; Cambaridae. The record is from RefSeq and is a predicted model, not a curated record. Gene Ontology annotation, biological process: spermatogenesis.
CGAACACAUGUGCUCCGAAGGGUUAUGACUGAUGUAGUUUUGAAGUAAUUUUGGACGAGGGUUGGUUGAGAUGAGAUGGUGGAUGGCAGUGACGUCACGGAUGAUGUUGGCAGACCUGCUGUAGUCAAUGGCAGCGGGACGGGGAAGGUUGGCAGACGGAUGGCUAGCAAGGGACUCUUAUAAUACCCGUGUACGGGGCAGGAUGGCUCACAAAAUAGGAGUGAACGGCACACAGUACGAACCUGACAUACGAAGUGAAGUGGACUUGUGUUUUUAUGAUGAUGAUGAUGAUGUUGAAAGGACUAAAGGCGGUACAGUUGUUAAUGGCUCGGCGUACAAUUCUGUGAUCGGUUCUUCCUCUCCACUUGGUGCGAGGUGUUUAGUGGACUCCCGGUACCGUUGUGUGGAGGACACUUCUUCUGGUGGGCUAGAGCCCGGUAGGAGGAGCCCCGUAGAAGGUCAUCAGGGAUCAGAGGAGGUGCCGAGGGACGAGGAUAGUGGUGCAAGUGUCAGUAGUGGUUCAAACACGCCAGGGAAGGUUGGUAGUGCGAGUUCUCUUGAGGCACAAGGAGCCAGUGCAGUCAUGGAACACGUAGACCCCAACCCCUACAGCUCUGACGAGUGGGAGGAGAGUGACCUGAGCGACACUGAUGGCGAUCACAGUGAUAGCAGUGACGACGACGAUCCUAAAUCUCAGGUGGAUAGACUCAUAGAGAGAGGAACUUUGGUGUACAUGGAUGGCGAAAAUUCUAACCUGUCUUCUGAAACUGAGAGCAGUGACAGCAGCGAUUACGACGACAGUGACAGUGAGAGCGACAUUACGGAUGUUUCCCCAUUAAUAUCAGCCACUGCCAGCCCGUUGGGUCUCUCUCCUGUCCUGCCCAGACGUACCUUGGGCACCUCGCCGCUGGCUCUACACGACAACAGGGAUUUGAGUUUUGAUUACCAUCACGAGCACUCUUCCAAUGACCAGGGUUAUGACUCUCAGCCUCACUGCAAUGGCUUCAGCAACAGUGAUGAUUCCACGGACAUGACACUCUUGCUCAAGGCAGUUGUGGAGCUGGAGAAGAAGCAGCACAGACAAGUCAAUAACAGAACCAAUAAUGAUUGCAAUCUUCAUCAAAAUGUGUACCACCAUGAUAACCACCUUCAACCAACACCCCCCAUCACAAUACACCCCAUUGAUGCCAGUCCUCACCAUCGUCAUCUUCGCAGAACGAUGCACCAUUACAGGAGGAAGAACAUGUCGUUCACAAAUGAUGAAGUGCGACGGAUAGAUCGUGAAAACCAGAUCCUGCUUCAGAAGAUAAUGAGUGCACACAGCCGGAGUAAACACCAGAGUUCCUCCAACCACAAUAGUCGGCCCGUCCACAAACCUGCAAAUUCUACUGUUAAUAGAAAGAGAGAAGACGACAAGAUUCGUAGAGAAAAUAUGAUUUUGCUGCGAAAAAUUCAAGAGGCCAAGCCUUCUCGGGAUGUAACUGCGUCUCGUUCUUCCCGUCAACGGACAUCACAUGGCCUCCGUCCAACAUCUAGCCUUCCUACCCCAAAUGGGUCAUGUGGUGCUUCAGCCCGUACAGCACCAGGUCACGUCAACACACCUACUCCUCGCAAAGAGACAGCUCUGUGAGAUUGCUAGUUAGUAAAGAGAGUUCAGUUUUGCAUGGCACAUGGAUUGUGCUUUGCCAAACUUGGCUCUCUGGCACUGGGUUUUAAUUGCCAAUAAAUCAUUGGCUCCGAUCAUCUCUUGCAUUGCUGACCUUGGCUCAAUGUAGAUGCAUUCAGCUGUUUUUAUGCAGUCUUUUACUUGAAGGUGUCCAGUUCAUAUUCCUUUUGGUACCAUGAAGGUGUCCAGUCAAGUUAUUUCCAUGCUCUAAGGUUGUUAGAAAUACAUUUUUUGAGGGCAUUGGAACUAUACCCUUUAGGCGUACAACUGUUUACUCUACUUUCAAUGUCAGCACUAAUGUUUUUAAGGAGGAAUAAUUGCACAAAUUGUGCUGUUGCUUCCCAUUCAUAUAAAAAUUGUUCUUACCAAGAUAAUCAAAGAAUGGUAGGGCAAAAAUGUUUCAUAUUCCGAAGUGUUGUAAUGUAUUAAUGUGUGAUUUGAUAUUGUAGUUACUUUAUUGAUAAAAAUUACACUAACGGGAGGAAUUAUUAGAGUUUGUAUAAAAUAUCAAAAAUUCCUAAUGCAGAAAUUGUCCAAAAUUGCUCUAAUGUACUUUACAUUUGCAGUGAAUGCACUGAUAUAUUUUGGUAGGAAGUAUACUGUGCCAUUAACCUAUUGAGUGCAUUCAUAAUAUGCAGUGUUAACCUCUUAAGUACAUACUGAAGAAUUUUCUGUAAAAGGGUUUUGUUACUGUGUAACAUCACAUACAUAUACCUCUGUUAAUUUAUACUUUCCUCCUUGUGUAUAUUUGAUGAAGUAACAAGUCAUUCUUUUCACACAAGUUUUUUUAGUGCAAGUAACUGGUGACUGCUUUCACUUGCUAGCCAAAUCAACAUGCAGAAAUACAACAGGAAAUGUUUCAAGCAUUGUUAUUGCAGCCUUUACACUAGAAUGUGUGAAGAUGGUCACCUGCUGAAAUAUUUGGGGAAAAUCUUCAUGUUGCCUGGCUUCAGUAUGAAAUAAAGGUGACAUAAAUAGAUAGCAAUGUCACUUAAUGUAUGACUGAAAGCUCAACCUGCUCCUCCCAUGCGUAAAAGUAUAAAUGAUAAUGGUAUGCAUGUCUUUUGCAAGAGAAACAAAGGAUUGCAGGAUACUGGGAGGUCCCCCCACUACCUCUAGACUGAUGAGCUUGUUCAUGCUUACAUUCAUAAACACUUGGCCCAUGUUCAUAUUGAAUGAAUGGUGCAACCAUUUAUCUCAACCCUCAUUACACUACUGUAAUGCUGCUAAUACAUUCCACACAUAGUAAAUCAUUAUUUUGGGGCAUAUUUAAAGUGUCCUGUUUAAUAAUAACGUCCUUGGACACUUGGAAAAUUGACCAACGAAUAGAGGACCAUCCUGUGUGGUGGGUGUAAAGUUUAUUCCUAACAAGUAGGCAUGAUAGUGGCAAUCAAGAAUAUCAGCUUGUAUGGAUAACAUACUGUACACUUAGUGUGUUCCAAAAUGUGUUGUUGGUGUUGUACAUAGAAUAUUAAGGAAAAGUACUAGAUGGCAUCAUUGAUGAAUUGAGUUUGAGCAUUGUACAAUUGACCCGAUGUGUAAAAAUCGCAUCUUUAACAUGAACUAUUCUGAACUUUUAUAAUUUGAAACAUAGAAACUGCUUUGUAAAAUCUGUGUUCUCAAAUUUAGGGGACUGUUAUUAGGAUUUGAUAUCCAUGAAAUUGCUUACCAAAAUGUUAAAUAAAAGCUGUAUGGGUUAUACUUGACAUGCACUGCUCAAAUAUAGUUCACUUUAAACCAUCUCAAAACUGCUCAUCUCUGUGCUGCUUUUUCACCCCAAUUUUGGUUACCACACCAUCUUCCUCUCUGCUACUUUGCCCAGAUCCAUUUGAUUUUAAGAAGCAUUGAAGGAAAUGGUCAUGUGGUUAGCAUGUGGGGUUAGCAUGUGGCAUUUUUAGCAGAUGAGAAUUAUAAAUAGUUGUCCCUGCUAUAAUUUUUCACAAAAAUCAACAUGCCGGGAUAAUUAUCAGCCAAAGUAAUGUGUAAAAUUUUAAGGGUCAUGAUUCCUGUCUUUACAUAUGUUUUUUAAUGAAGAUACUUUAACUUUAUAAAGGUUGGGAUUUUUAACUAACAAAAUUUCAAAUAUUCAACUAGGAACAUUUAUUUUAAAAGGUGAAACAAUUGACUUAUUUAUCAAGCCCCGCAUUGGCGCAUAUACAGUGCUCAGAAUGGUAAGCAAGUUAAAAAUAUGUUAGGGUUGAUAAGGCUCGAUAUGACCUUUCUAAUUACUGUACUCAAACUUGACAUUUAGAUUGCAGGUAUGGUUUUAAGUGUGUAUUCAUGACAAUAUUAACAUGACGCCUUCACCUCCAGGUCUAGUGUAAAUGCACAAAGAAAAAUCAGAAAUUUUUUGUGAUCAUUAAGUACAUGGCAUCUAUACUUAAAAAUGUUCCAAGGGCCACCACAACAGUAUGAACUAGUGACGGGUAUUGAAGUUUGUUCUUGUGUAUAAUACUAGCCAGCUAUUUGAAAUUGAAACCAUACUGUCACUAAAGGUGUUCAUCGUAUGGAAAGGAUGAAAUGGUUAUUUAUACAUACAUUUAUAAAUAUAUACACAACUGCCUUGUUAAUGUGACAGGAACAAAGUCCUCUUAGCUUGGUCUGGUGAUUCACCAAACGUAUUUUUUACCUUUACUUUAUAAAGGAAAACAAUGCCUAUGUCAUACCAGUCUUGAGUGCAUAAUUCCUUGCCCUGUCACAGGAAUUUCAUCCUUAUUAAUCUAGUCAGAUGAUCUUAUUUUGUGGACCUGGCACAUCCAUGCCCUGAGUUUUUGAACAGCAUUUGAGUUGUGUACAUUUUAGGCUUAUUUAAUCAUGGAAAUCUUAUCUUGAUAAUUCACUGGUACAAAGGAAGUAUAUUUAGAUUAUUAAACUACAGAUCUCAAGUGCUGGAUGAGCCUGGGCCCAGGAUGUCCAUCAUGCUUCCAAGUGUUAAUAAGAUUAUGUAUUGAUCUCUCCUUUUUUUUCGGUCCAUACUGCAGCUCAUAAACUUGUCAAAUCCAAGACCUUGUGUAAAUUUUAGUGAUAUGCCAAUGAACCAAAAUAUUGUAAUGAUGAGAUGAAGUGCUGUGAUUUGAGAAUGGCACAGAGUAUGGAGGGACCAUUAUAAAAAGGAUCAUUUAUUUCAUAUUCCACAUAAACUUGCCAUUAUGAUGACAUUAUAGUGGCAAAACUUUAAAUAAUUUAUAUGUACAGUUUUUUCUUGAAUUGUCUUCAAAGCAAUAAUGUGUACCAGAUACCAUUCAUAAAAUUCAUGAAAGUUGUGAAGACUAAGUUCACCAUAGAAUCAGGCAAACAUUUUGGUUCUUUUCAGUUUAAUGUACUGUACAGUCUUUACAAGUUCUCUUGUAGCAUAUGAAUAAUUAUGAAUACAAACCUGCACUCUAGGAUAAUUAUUUAUAUCCUAAGUCCUCAGGUCAUUUUUAAGUUAUAGGACAACUACUGUUUUUGUAUUUAUUUUGAUGUAAAAAAAAUUUUACACCCAAGCAUUGUGAGCUGCUUGUAAGAGUUGUGACUUGUACAUCGUGUGGAAUAAGAAUUGACCAUUUAAACUGGAGACAAUUUUUCAUGCCCGCUUAGAUUACUAUGUAAAUAUUUUUUUAUACUCGUCUUUCAUUGUCUGUGAAAACUUUUUGAACAAUAAAAACAUUGUUGA